Molecule: messenger RNA, 693 nt
Organism: Helobdella robusta
Lineage: Eukaryota; Metazoa; Annelida; Clitellata; Rhynchobdellida; Glossiphoniidae
Exons: 3
Coding region: 1-693 (230 amino acids)
Source: RefSeq, a predicted model, not a curated record
AUGCCGAUUGAAAUCUAUAUUGACUCCGCUGAAAGUUCGAAUGUGGUGAAGUUGACGGAGAUUACCGGGAAUAUAGUUAGAGGGGCACACUUGCCACAUUACCAAAAUUAUGAACUGACCACUGCAACAGACAAGUCACAGUAUCAUACUUAUGUGCUAACCACAGCAACAGACGGGCCACAGUUUACUACUCAUGGUCUGACCACUGGAACCGACGGGAUUCAAUACUAUAAUUAUGAACUGACCACUGCAACAGACGAGCCCCAGUAUUAUACUUAUGGGCUGACCACUGAAACAGACGGGAUUCAAUAUUAUAAUUAUGAACUGAAAACAGCAUUAAACGAGCAACAUUAUCAUACUUAUGGGCUGACCACUGCAACAGACGAGCCACAGUAUCAUACUUAUGGGCUGACCACUGAAACAGACGGGAUUCAAUAUCAUAAUUAUGAACUGACCACAACGAGCCACAUUAUUAUAUUUGUGCUGACCACUGCAACAGACGGGCCACAGUAUCUUACUUAUGUGCUGACCACUGCAAAAGACGGGCCACAGUAUCUUACUUAUGUGCUGACCACUGCAAAAGACGGGCCACAUUAUCAUACUUACGGACUGACCCCUGCAACAGGCGGGCCACAUUAUCAUACUUAUGGUCUGACCCCUGCAACAGACGGGCCACAGUAUCAUACUUUUUAA